AUCACACCAAAAUUCAAUUCGCAUUGUUUGGAAACAAGUCUGAAUUAGGUUCGGCGGUGGAUUAAUAAUAUUCCGCUACUUGUAUAUCACUUGCUUUCAAAAUCUCUCUUUUUUCAUCCUACCUAUUAAUGUUUUAGCUUUAUCAGCCAAUCAAUUAAUUAUUAAUUAGAAAAGAAAAAAGAAGGCUCUAUGCCAGCUAAAUUACUGUUUUCUAUAUUAAGAAGAACAGGCAUCAUAAACUCCAAGUACAAAAUCAACAAGUUGGUAUGUUACUCCUCGUUUUCUCACAUCAAUCCGCAGUCUUAUCACUCCACCCUCAUCAAGAAUGGCUCCACUCACCUCCUUCAUCUUGUUAACUAUCUCUUGUCCCUCUACUUGAAAUUUCCUGAUUCGGACUAUGCCAGCAAGUUGUUCGAUGAAAUUCCUGAAAGAGAUGUUCGAACUUGGACUGUACUCAUCUCGGGCUUCUCAAGAUACGGGCACCAUAGGACUGCCUUGGAUUACUUCACUGAGAUGCAGAAUGAGGGAAUCGUUGCUCCCAAUGCUUUCACUUUGUCCACUGCGCUCAAAUGUUGUGCUUCUGUCAAUAACGGGCUUCUAAUGGGGAAGGCAAUCCAUGGCUGGAUAACGAGAAAUGGGAUCGAUGUGGACGUUGCACUGCAUAAUUCUGUUCUCGAUCAUUAUUCUAAAUUUAGAAUGUUCGAUUACGUGAGAAGAUUCUUUGGAUUGAUGGAUAUUAAAGAUUCCACUUCUUGGAAUAUAGUGAUGGCUGCAAGCUUACGAAAGGGUGACAUGGAGAACUGUCUCGAUUUCUUCUGGAGAUUGCCAAUCAAGACUGUCUCGAGUUGGAAUACUAUCAUCGGCGGACUUUUGCAACAGGGGCUCGAGAUAAACGCAUUGGAGCUUCUUCACGAUAUGGUGAAAGUUGGAACCACGUUUAAUAGAGUUACAUUUUCUAUAUCGUUGGUUUUGGCUUCUUCGUUAAAGAGUUUGGUACUAGGGAGGCAGAUUCAUUGCCAGCUGCUUAGGAGUGGAGUAAAUGAAGAUCCAUUUGCAUGCACUUCACUUCUUGAUAUGUACUGUAAAUGCGGGAAAAUGGACAAGGCUUCCGUGAUUUUCCGAGAAUUGAAACUGAUUUCAUGUUCUAAGGGAUCUCAGGAUGAUUUAAACGCUCGGACUGUAUUGUGGAGUACAAUGAUUGCUGGGUAUGUUCAACAUGGUAUGGUAAAAGAUGCCUUGGUAUAUUUCAACUCAAUGAUUCAUGAGCAAGUUGAGGUAGAUCUGUUCACUCUCACUAGUGUCGUUUCUGCCUCUGCUAAUACAGCUCUUUUGGAGCUCGGCCAGCAAAUUCAUGCUCGCACGCUGAAAUUAGGACACGGGCAAGAAGUUAUCCUGUGUUCAUCCAUGAUUGACAUGUAUGCCAAAUGUGGAAAGUUGGAUGAUGCUCUGUCAUUUUUCAGACAAACCCGAACCAGGAAUGUCGUAAUUUGGAGUGUAAUGAUAUCAAGUUACGGAAUGCACGGGUUGGGAAAUGAAGCAGUUCAGCUAUUUGAGUCGAUGAAAAAAGAGGGUAUUAGACCGAACGAAGUGAGCUUUGUUGGGAUUCUCACUGCGUGUAGCCAUGCUGGUUUGAUAGAAGAGGGCUGUAAGUAUUUUAAGGCGAUGAUAGAUGUCUAUGGCAUCCAACCUGGUAUCGAACAUUUUGCUUGCAUGGUGGAUCUUUUUGGGCGAGCGGGUCACUUAAAGGAGAUCAAAGAUUUUGUAUAUGAGAACGGGAUCCAUCAUUUGAGAGAAGUUUGGAAAUCAUAUGUAUCUUCUUGCUGGCUUCACAAGAAUGUUGAGAUGAUGAAUUGGGUGUCGAAGAAACUGCUCGAACUGGACCCCGAUGAAUCCGAUUCCUAUCUUGUGAUAUCGAAUACUUAUUCAGCAAACCAUGCAUGGGAGGAUGCAGCUAAAGUUAGAGGUUUGAUGCUUGAAAGGGAAGUUAGAAAAACUCCUGGUCAAUCUUGGAUUUAGUGCUAGAAAAGAAAUUUAUUUGUUGCAUUCUUGAAAAUAAUGAUAAAUGGUGGGUCAUAUUUUCAAUGCAGAAUAAUUGAGAAAAAGUGAAGCAUAUAUGUCUGUCUCCGGCUACAAUAGUGGUAAGAAAGUGUUGCUUGUAAUGCACUCGUUUCUGGUGGCGUCUAACUAAGAAGGUCCUUUCGUUUUCGAGAAAAAACGAACCAAAUGGGAAAAUGAAAAAUCAUUAGGCUGAAGAAUAAUCCUCAUUUCUCACAAGGUACAAUCUAAUGAAAUAAUAUUUGGUGAAAAAGAGAGAAAAAACAAAGAUUUGUUGGCUUCUCUUUUAAGUGAGGUAAGUGAAACAAGAAUCCACCAAACAAACUGGAACUAACACAGAGAGAAAGGAAAAUGCAUAUUGUGCAUCAAAAUCUAACAAUCACAACUGAUAUAUAGAUAACAUCUGCAACUGAACUAAGAAUCUAUCAAGUCUUGCUAAUUGCUGCAAUCAAACUUGAGUGGAUAUUGACUCCCAAAUUCUUAGUAUAAUUAUAACUUGAGAAUAAAGCCACCCUGCUUGCUGUAUAUAUAUAAAUAAUAUAUUAGAUAUGUAUUCCAACAGUCCCAGCCAGGUGAUUACUUGUUUCAACAUGAGAGAUCGACUCGAACGAUUUGUACUCCUUCCCUUCAAUGCCGGUUGCAUCUCCGAAUCCAGCAUUCCUGUCGUGAUUCAACAUACUAAAAGACCAAAGUUCUAUACAGACUCAACUCCCACAAGAAAACGUGACGAGGAGAAGGAUGAAGAAGAGGACUAUUUGGAUAUUGGAAGUUUAUCAGGUGAAUAUUUGAAGACUGCCCUUCCAAGACUGCAAAAGCUAUUCAAGAACUUGUCUCGGUUAUUCGUGUACAAGGAUGAGAUGGAGGCGGAAAUUGGGAUGGAAAUUGGGGUUCCAACAGAUGUAAAGCAUGUUACUCACAUAGGGUUGGAUGGUUGUGCAACUUCAUUCUUCUCGGAGCGGAGCUGGGAAAACAUCUCCGCACCAGAGUUGAUCGAUAUGAAACAACUUGAGCUUGCCAUGUCAGCACAAGAUGAAACACCCAAUGUGAAAUGUAGUUUCCAUGAUGCAACAAAAAAUAGUGGAAAGCUAGAUAACCAGUGAAAUAUUGUUUUGUCAUGGAUUUUGUAAUUGAAAUUGAAAUAAAUAACCAAAAUCUGAAUUGGCUCUGAA
This is a messenger RNA of Erythranthe guttata (spotted monkey flower), 3224 nucleotides long. Its product is annotated as CRIB domain-containing protein RIC4. The record is from RefSeq and is a predicted model, not a curated record. NCBI's taxonomy places the organism in Eukaryota, Viridiplantae, Streptophyta, Magnoliopsida, Lamiales, Phrymaceae.